Hevea brasiliensis (rubber tree) is the source of this 2235-nucleotide messenger RNA. RefSeq lists its product as uncharacterized. The transcript has 8 exons. Gene Ontology annotation, biological process: chromosome segregation. The coding region runs from base 94 to 879 and encodes 261 amino acids. Lineage: Eukaryota; Viridiplantae; Streptophyta; Magnoliopsida; Malpighiales; Euphorbiaceae. The record is from RefSeq and is a predicted model, not a curated record. Gene Ontology annotation, cellular component: outer kinetochore.
GAGCGAGAGCGGCAAAAAUGAAAAGCCACGGCCAUAUGCCAUAUACAUACAGAUUGGAUUGAGAGGAGUAUUCAAUCCUAGAAGUAGAAGUAAAUGGAAGAUUCAAUCAGCAUAUUUAGCAAAGCCCUAGCUUCCUUCUGCAACCAUCUCCAAACCAGUUGCGACGCUCUCAAGCAGUCUGUCGACCGCCGUCCCAUCCCUCUCGAUUCGGCAUCGUCUACCUUCAUACAAUGUCUGAACCGUCGCGUUUCAGCCGUUACCGGCGAUCUGAACUUGCUUGAAUCCAUGUCGUUUGGUACUGUAUCUUUUGAGGAGCUAUUAGGUCACUGCAAUGAAGUUUACAAGAAAAACCAGAGCGAUCUCCUUCAACUUGAAGAUCGUCUCAAGGACUUCGGCUACGUCCCUGAGGUUGAAGUCGAAAUCGAUGAUCAAGAUAAGGAUUCCAGUAUAUCAACGGCUCUUGAUCUGGAACACAAGAAUGGAUUGGACCUUCCCUCUUAUUGCAGACCCGUGUCUGCAGUGAGUUCAAUUAUGAAGAAUUUGGAAGAGGACCCGUUAAUGGAUGAGUCGUUGAGUUUGAAGAGUCUUGGCCUUUCAGACGUUUGUCUUGCCACUCUAGCAUCUGAAGCAAACAAGAAGAUAGAUGAUCCUGAUAUAUUUAUGGGAGAAUCAAUUAAGUAUUAUGGUGACGAACAAUAUAACAUAAAGAAUCCGGACCAAACUGCUGCAGAUAUCAUUGAAGUAAUUGAAGGGAAAAUGGAAGGUGAUAUGAAGCCGACAGGUAGUCUUAGGGCCCUAGUAGAAGUAUCAAAAGAUGAUUAUGAAAGUCUGCCUUCGUACAUGAAAAGUCUAACUUCAUGGGAGAAGAAAGAAGAAUAGCUUUGAAAAGUGCUAGCUCCGUGCUUUGUGAAACACCGGCUGAUGAAUCUUUUUCACAGCAAUAUAACUGCAUUACCCGCUCAAUGAACCACCGUCAAAAGCAUUCUAGGAUCCCAAGAUUUAUUCCAGGAGCUUUUCUUGACAAAUCCACUUUUCGUUUGCUUUGCCAUUCAUUUGAUGCUACUUCUCCAAGUAAACUGUUCCAAUUAACUUAUUUAUUUGCUUUUUGGCCUAUGACUUUGUUUUGUUUAUUCCCUGAGCAAAUUUGAUAUUAAAAAUGGUGUGCUAUCACUACUCGUGCAUCUCACGUUGAAAGCUCGUUCACUGUCUUGCUUCUGUUGUAUGAUAUUGAUUAAAAUUUUCAGUGCAUGUAUUUAUGAUAGUUAGUCAGUCGGUCAGCUAGUGAUUGUAACCUAGUUGAGCCGAUUCAUACUGAGUUGAGCUCAAGCUUUACCUUGAUUGGUUUUUGAACUAAGAUUGAGUGUACUAUCGUAAGCUUAAAUCCCACUCCAGCAGAGCCUGAAUUUUGUGAAAGACUUGGCUUUGCUCUUUCAUGGAGUUUAUAUAUGUAAUGUCCAAGAAAUAAUAAUUGAAUAAUUGAAAGGCCCACUUCCUCUCUUUGGCGAGAAAAACUAUCGGAGAAAAGAUGGGGAGAGGGACAGGUAGCUGUUAAAGAGAGAUGGGGAGAGGGAAGAAUGUGGCUUUUUUUUGUUAAUCGUCUAAUUAUUAACCCUUUAAAAGAGUACGAUUUGUCUUUUAACAAUCCACUUAAGGCAAAAUAGGAGUGAACUUCAAUUUUAACAAAGCACAAGUUAGAGAUCAAAUCAUUCAAUAUCAAUAUCUAAAAUACUAUGAUCAAAUAGUGAUUAAUGGUAAAAUCUAAAAAUUAAAUUAUAAAUUUUCCAAACAAAAAUCCAUAAAGAUUUUUGAGGGCAGAAAUUUCAACGUUUCGAAAGGAAAAUGGUUUUAGUGCCUUGCAAGGAAGCUUUUUCACGCAUCUUACGAUAAAAAAAAAUGUUGUGGUAAUUUAAGGACGCUAUUUAAUGAAAAGAGGCAUGCCUAUGCCUAAACCGCUAGUUGGUGGCUUUGGUGCUACUGCUGAUCAUUCCUUGCAGCUUACAUUAUGUAUUUGCGCUGCACUUUUGCUAUCUGUAAAUAUGUAUUUUCACGGAUUGUACAACUCAAACUCAUAUCAAUAUAUAAGUGAUCCCAUGAUACGUUAUAGCAGUAAUAAACUAUUAAUAUCUUUUUCCUUUUUCCACUUGAAAUUAAACUUUCUUUGGACAUGGGCUUUUUCGCUUCGGUUAUUUGAGGACAACUUUUCACUUAAUACAUGGAGUUGAUGAACAUUCUGGU